CUCUCGUGCAAGUAGCUAGCACACUGAGUAGCUAGCUGGCCGGCCUCUCCCUGCUAGCUAGCUCGUCAGUGAUCAAUACCACCACCGCCCCUGAAUUCCCUCCUCUCAAGAACAGCUAGCGUUAAUUGGUGUGUAGCAUCGGUAGUUCAUCAGUAAGCUAGCUAGCAGGAAUCUUGCUGGAGAGGGAGAGGGAGGGACCAGGAGUGAGAGCGAGCUCGGUGAUCGAUCGAUCUCGCCGGCGGCCGGCCAUGGGGAACGACUGCGUGCCCCCCGUCGCGAUGGUGCUGGUGCAGCUGGGCUUCGCCGGUAUGAAUGUGGUGUCCAAGCUAGCGCUGGACGCCGGCAUGAGCCCCUACGUGCUCAUCGCCUACCGCAACCUCAUCGCCGCCGCCUUCAUCGCCCCCAUCGCCUACCUGCUCGAGAGUAGGAGCGGGGCGAAAAUCACCAAGAAAGUGCUCCUCCAGAUCUUCAUCUCCUCCAUCUUCGGGGCGACGCUGAACCAGGUGCUCUACUUCGUGGGGCUCAAGUCCACCACCCCGACGGUGGCGUGCGCGCUGAGCAACACGCUGCCGGCGCUCACCUUCGUCAUGGCGGCGGCGCUCAAGAUGGAGACGGUGCGGCCGGGCACGCCGGCGGGGCAGGCCAAGCUGGUCGGCACGGCGGUCUGCGUGGGGGGCUCCAUGAUCAUACCCUUCUACAAGGGCCCCGUGCUCAGGCUGUGGGAGUCCCCGAUCCACUGGCGCUUCGCCGAGCACACGUCGGCGGCGUCCGCGCCCGCCGCGGCGGCGGCGGGCGGGCACUCCGGGGCCAUCCUCGGCGACGUCCUCAUCAUCGCCAGCUGCGCCGCCUGGGCCGUCUGGUUCGUCAUGCAGACCAGGAUGGCGGAGGACUUCUCGGCGCCCUACACCAGCACGGCCAUCAUGUGCCUCAUGGCGGGAGCACAGUGCGCGGGCGUCAGCGCCGCCAUGGACCGGAGCCUCGACGUGUGGAAGCUCGGGUUCGACAUCAGGCUCUACUCCGUGCUCUACAUCGGGGUCGUGGGGUCCGGGAUCGGGUUCGCGAUCAUGUCGUGGUGCAUCCAGGUGCGCGGGCCGCUGUACGUGUCCAUGUUCAGCCCACUGCUGAUGGUCGUCGUCGCCAUCGUCGGCUGGGCCAUCCUCGGCGAGAAGAUACGCGUCGGGAGUGCUAUCGGGUCGGUGCUCAUCGUUGCCGGGCUGUACAUGGUGCUCUGGGGCAAGGGGAGGGAGAUGGACAAGCCGGGCGGCCUCGACAACGACAAGGGCGACGAGGAGGCCGGCAUGGGGCUGGGCUUGAAGGGGAAGCCUGCCGUCGCAAGCAAUCGCGUCGACGCCGUCACCCCCCUGCCGCCGGUGUUCUCUGCAACUAGCCCCAACAAGGACACGGGGCCCCGAAACGGCAGCAACUGAUCGGGGCCACGGGUGAUGGCGACGCUCAAGCUUACGUACGUCGUCGUACAUGUACUCGGCCAACGACGUGUCAGAGAUCUUGGAGGGGUGGGUGGCAAAUAAGGCAAUAUAGUUUAGUGGAAGAAAUGGGAGACGCCGGCGGCGAUGAUCGGAGGGCAUACAUGCAUGUAAUACGGGUUGCAGUUUCAGCAGCCUGAUGCCCUGAUCAGACUGUCAGAAAAAGGAAAUAGGUGUGUGGUGUGUGGCUGUACCUGUGCGAGGAGUGCUCUAGCAGGGUCUCGUGGUGCUAUUGGAUUACUGUGCUUGCGCUGCUUGGGUGAUCUGAUUUUGUUUCUCUCCGUUCAUUUUCUUUUCUUGUUCCAUCCUGAGUUAAGUUUUUUUCCCCUC
Molecule: messenger RNA, 1814 nt
Organism: Setaria italica (foxtail millet)
Lineage: Eukaryota; Viridiplantae; Streptophyta; Magnoliopsida; Poales; Poaceae
Product: WAT1-related protein At1g09380
Exons: 5
Coding region: 249-1427 (392 amino acids)
Cellular component (GO): plasma membrane
Molecular function (GO): transmembrane transporter activity
Source: RefSeq, a predicted model, not a curated record